UCGUAUUCUUUCGUAUAUAAUCGCAACUCCCGAAGCAUAUUUCGCGAAGUUGUUUCUUUUAUUGAACAAUGGAGGCAAUACUUGGACGUGUUUUUGUAUAUGGAGGUAAAGGUGCUUUAGGUUCGGCUUGUAUUUCAAAAUUCAAGUCGAAAAGUUGGUGGGUUGGCUGUAUUGAUAUGAAAGUAAAUGAACAAGCUGAUGCAAAUAUAAUUGUAAAAUCAGACAGUAAUUGGCAAGAACAGGAAGCUGAUAUUUUGCAACAAAUUACAAAUAUUUUAAAAGGAGAUAAAUUAGAUGCAAUUAUAUGUGUGGCUGGUGGAUGGGCUGGUGGAAAUGCAGCUCAUAAGGAUUUUGUAAAAAAUAGUGAACUUAUGUGGAAGCAAAGUGUAUGGAGUUCAGUUAUUGCUGCCAGCAUUGCUGCACAUCAUUUAAAAGAAGGAGGAUUUUUAUCAUUAACUGGUGCUAAAGCUGCAUUAGCAGAAACACCAGGGAUGAUUGGAUAUGGAAUGGCCAAAGCUGCUGUUCAUCAACUUACUAAAUCUUUAGCAACUAAAGAUAGUGGUUUUCCUAAAGAUUCUCUUGUUAUUUCUAUCUUACCUGUCACUUUAGAUACACCUAUGAAUAGAAAAUGGAUGCCAAAUGCUGACACAUCUAAAUGGACCUCACUUGAAUUUGUUGCAGACCUCUUUUGGAAAUGGUCACAAAAUCAAGAACGUCCAACAAAUGGAAGUCUUCUGCAAUUGAUUACCAAUAAUAACAAAACAGAAAUAGUUAUAGCUUAAAAAAAAAGUUGUAUAUCUAAAAAAAAGUUAUAUUUUUUGGACCAAAAACAUUUAAGCUUUUUCUCUUGAUGACAAUAUAUAUACAUUCUAAAUAUUUUAUA
Molecule: messenger RNA, 883 nt
Organism: Apis dorsata (giant honeybee)
Lineage: Eukaryota; Metazoa; Arthropoda; Insecta; Hymenoptera; Apidae
Gene: Dhpr
Product: dihydropteridine reductase
Exons: 4
Coding region: 69-782 (237 amino acids)
Biological process (GO): tetrahydrobiopterin biosynthetic process; L-phenylalanine catabolic process
Cellular component (GO): cytoplasm
Molecular function (GO): NADH binding; NADPH binding; 6,7-dihydropteridine reductase activity
Source: RefSeq, a predicted model, not a curated record